AUGUUUUGCGUAGGCAAAAUUCAUAAGUUGUUUAUCCCACAAAACAAAAGACAAAGGGUUCUCAUUCCCUCUCUUUUUUUUUUGUUUUUCUCUUUUUAGCGGUCAUGGAUGACGCAACGUAGCUUCUAGAAGAUAGAGUUGGAUUGGAGAGAGCACCCAAGUCCAAGCUGACAGUGGAUUGGAGAGAGCACCCAAGUCCAAGCUGACAGUGAAAGGAAGCAGCCUCUACUCGGAGAGUGGGAGUGCAACCAUUCCGGCAUCUGCUGAUCUGCAGACUGCAGCAGUAGUUCUGUCUGCCAAGCCCGCGCGGCGCGCGCAAGCACAACAUCCGACGUUGCUAUUGGUGGUGGCGAACUGGCGAUGGCCAUGGCCGCGGCGCCGGACCAGCAGCAGCUACCUGCAGGGGCCUCCUCCUCAUCUCCUCGCCUCCGCAUACACGACACCACCCUCGUGCCGCCGUCUCCGUCACCGCCGGAGACCUCGCUACCGCUCACCUACUUCGACAUCUUCUGGCUCCACUCCCCUCCCGUCGAGCGCCUCCUCUUCUACCGCCUCGCCGCCGACGCUGACGUCGCCACCAUCAUCUCCAACCUCAGGGACUCCUUGCACCAGGCCGUCCGCGCCUUCUACCCGCUCGCCGGCCGCAUCCGCCUCACGCCCGGCACGUCCGACCGCUACGAGCUCCACUACCAACCGGGUGACGCCGUCACCUUCACCGUCGCCGAGUACGACGACGACGACGCAGACGCAGACAUCGACGGCCUCACCGCCGAUGAGCCCCGCGAGGUCGCCAAGAUCGCAACGCUCGUGCCGCCGCUGCCGGAGGGCGGCGGGCUGUUCGCGUUGCAGGCCACGCUGCUGUCCGCGCGCCGUGGCCUCGCCAUCGGCGUCACGGUGCACCACGCCGCCUGCGAUGGCUCGGGCUCCACGCACUUCCUGCACACCUGGGCGGCCGCAUGCAUCAGCGGUGCCGAAGCGCCGCCCCCGCCGCCGCCUCCGCCUCCCGUCAUCGACCGGACUCUCCUCCCCGACCCCAGGGGCCUGUACGAUGUCUUCUUCCAAGGGGCGCCGAGCACUGAUGAGUUGGAGUUCGUCAAGAUGUCGGCCGACCAGCUCAUCGCCACGUUCGUUCUGUCCAAGGACGACCUGGAACGCGUCAAGGAGGCCGUGGCCGACGAGGCCGCGAGGCGCCGCGUUGCGCCGCCACGGUGCUCCUCUCUCGUUGCCACCUUUGGCUUGGUCUGGUCGUGCUACCAGCGAGCCAAAGACGAAGAGAGCAUCAGCGGCGGCGCCGGAGCGGGCCCGAUGGCCUGCUUGCUCUUCGCUGUCGACCACCGGUCGCGGGUGAAGCCUCCGCUGCCGGACAAGUACCUCGGCAACUGCGUCGGCCCGGCGUUCGCGCUGGCACCGCAGGGCGAGCUGGCGGUGGCCGGCGCAGCUGGCAUAUUUAGCGCGUGCGCGGCGGUCGCCUCCUCCAUUGACGAAGCUGUACGCGACAUCGAGACAUCCGCCAUGGACGUGUGGCUGGACCGCGUCAAGGAGGCAGGCACGAAGGGCACACUGCUGUCCGUGGCUGGCUCGCCGAGGUUCCGCGUCUACGACCUGGACUUCGGAUUCGGCCGGCCGGCGAAGGUGGAUAUCGUGUCCGUGGCGAGGACAGGGGCAUUGGCGAUGGCGGAGAGCCGGAGUAGGAGUAGCACCGGCGGGAUGGAGGUCGGGGUCUCUCUGCAGCCGGCUGGCAUGGAGAGGUUCCGGAAGUGCUUCGUGGACGCCAUCGCGUGGCUCCACCUCCACCAGAGCCGAGUGGAGCAGUCAUGACAUGAGUGUGACUGCUGAAUUGCUGAUAUAUACAUGAGUGGUGGGAGAGCGACUGUGGUGACCAGUAGAGGCUUGGAGCAGUGAAUAAGGCUGUGCAAUCACCAAGAACAACAUCAGGGACUGGUGGAAGAAGCAGCUGGAGGGCCGGUCAGGGGAGCGACAGAAACCGGACCACAAUUAUAACUUGCACCUUUAGGAAUGUUUGGAAGGAGCGAUGCAAACGAGUCUUCAACAACAAAGCACGCAGCAUAGAAGACUGCUACAGAUGGCAGCCCAAGAAUUACAAACCUGACUGAAAUCUGGUGCUACGCACCUCUCUUCGUUUCCUUUUCCCUCCUUGUCGCCUCUGUUUUGUCAUCUCGGUCUGUGUGUGUUUUUUUUCUCUCUGUAUAGUGUGAGUGAUUUGUAACGUUUGAAUCUUAGUCCGUUUGGUUGGCUGAUAAUCUAUGGUUGAAAGUAUUGUUUGUUGAUU
This is a messenger RNA of Sorghum bicolor (sorghum), 2290 nucleotides long. Its product is annotated as malonyl-CoA:anthocyanidin 5-O-glucoside-6''-O-malonyltransferase. The transcript has a single exon. The record is from RefSeq and is a predicted model, not a curated record. NCBI's taxonomy places the organism in Eukaryota, Viridiplantae, Streptophyta, Magnoliopsida, Poales, Poaceae. The coding region runs from base 361 to 1818 and encodes 485 amino acids.